Molecule: messenger RNA, 900 nt
Organism: Belonocnema kinseyi
Lineage: Eukaryota; Metazoa; Arthropoda; Insecta; Hymenoptera; Cynipidae
Product: chymotrypsin-1-like
Exons: 6
Coding region: 1-819 (272 amino acids)
Biological process (GO): proteolysis
Molecular function (GO): serine-type endopeptidase activity
Source: RefSeq, a predicted model, not a curated record
AUGAAUAAGCUACAUUUCUUCAUCCUUGCUCUUGGUGUUUUUGAAAAUACAAAUGGAGUUUCAAUCGAAAAAGAUUCCAUAGAAAAUGCGAUAAAAAUUGAAGAUGCGCCCUUUGUAGCUGUAGUAUUGGAAAAGAACAGUAAAAAGACUUGGUACCUGGCGAGUAUACUUUCGGAAUACUGGCUUCUUUCUAUAAAUGGUUACCUCACGACACCAGGUAGUAAUGUUACAGUUUGGACAGGUGUAGAUGUUUUACAUUCCAAUGGCCAGGAACAUGUAGUAGAUUAUAUUAUAUCCCAAGAAUUGACUGCAAAAACGGACACAAAUUAUACGCAAGUUGCACUUAUUAAAUUGAAAAAACCAAUUGUUUUCGGAGAUAAACAAAAACCAAUUUCAUUGGCUGAGCCUCAUAAGAAACUAAAACCUGGGAACAAAGUUAAAGUUUUUCAUUACACGAACAUCUAUUUUUCCGACCGUUCCACUGAUGAAAAGAAACCUUUAAAACUUUCAUCACUGGAAAUAGUGAGCAGUGAAAAGUGUAAUUCGAGACUGGAAUCAUAUUACAAAAACAACACAGACUAUAGUGAUGAUGAUAAAAUUACUAUUACGGAAAAUAACAAAAUGUUUUGUACCGAAGCAGUGAGGCGUCCCUGCCUUCCUGAUUUUGGAAGUCCUGCAGUUUUUAAUGGAAAAUUGGUCGGAUUUUCUUGGUUUGGAUUAAUUCCUUGUGGAGGAUAUCCAAUUUUAUUUAAUAAUAUAAAUUUUUAUUAUAAUUGGGUUAUGGAACAAGUACCAGAACUUAAAAAACGAAGCAUCUAGAGAUAGAGGGAAUUAGAUAAAAAUACAUUAAGACUGUUAAAAAAUUGUAUCUUUAUUUAGAAAUAAAUAUUUACAUAUAUA